Coregonus clupeaformis (lake whitefish) is the source of this 1333-nucleotide messenger RNA. Its product is annotated as macrophage mannose receptor 1-like. The record is from RefSeq and is a predicted model, not a curated record. The coding region runs from base 81 to 1244 and encodes 387 amino acids. NCBI's taxonomy places the organism in Eukaryota, Metazoa, Chordata, Actinopteri, Salmoniformes, Salmonidae. The transcript has 6 exons.
CUUCAGACUGGAGGAUCAGACCCAAUCAUCUUACACGGAACAGAUCCAGUCAUUCUCUACACAGCCCACAGCAGUAGAGCAUGCUGGAAAAUAUGAUAAUUAUCAUCCCAUCAACUCCCCUCCCAUCUGUCUCUCCUGACCCUGCAGUCACCAUGGAGAUGGCCGCUCUGCUACUCCUACUCUGUUACGGAGUCUGCUGCACAGCCACACUCAGCCGUCUCAGACAGUUCCACAUCAGUGAGAAAACAUUAAAUUGGACAGAGGCACAGGACUACUGCCAGAAUCACAGUGCUGAUAUUGCCACUGUCUAUAAUCAAGAGGAAUCUGAGCAGCUGAUACAGUUAAUUACAUCUAAAGAGAGCUAUAAAGCUUGGAUAGGUCUGCGUCGCACAAUACCAAGUCUGAAGUGGUCUAAUGGAGACCCUGUUAAUGUCACCGCAUGGCCUCUCAGUAACUACACAGAGCUAAACUGUGCAGCAUUCAACGAUGAGAAACAAUGGGAUGUAUGUACACAGGAAAAAAAAUUCAUGUGUUACAAAAAAGGAGUCAUAAAUCCAUCCCUUAGAUACACUCUGGUGAAGCAGAACAUGACCUGGUAUGAGGCUCAGAGUUACUGCAGAGAGAAUUACACUGACCUGGUCAGCAUCAGGAACGAGGGACAGAAGGAGGAAGUGAAGAAGAAAGGGAUGAACAGCACCACUCCUUACUGGAUCGGCCUGCUGUAUGAUGACUGGGAGUGGUCUGAUGGAGAGAGAUCUGCCUACAGAGACUGGGCAUAUCUACCACACUCUAAUUGCACACAACUUAUGACAAAUCCUAAUAAGCCACAAAAAUUUAUAUCUAUCCCAUGUGAUAAUGACAAAGUGUACUCCCUUUGCCACAUGGGAUCAGUUCGCAUCCACAUCAUCAGUGAAAUAAUGUCUUGGAAGGAGGCUCUGGACUACUGCAAUAAAUACCACCAUGGACUGCUGCGUAUUGAGACAGCAGAAGACCUAGAGGCAAUCAAGCAGAAGUUCAAUGGGACUGAUUUUACUGGUCCUGUGUGGGUGGGUCUGAGACAGAGCCGUCUCUUUGGGUUCUGGGUCUGGACCAAUGGACUGCCAGUGGGGUGGAGUAACUGGGAGAGAGACAGACAGCCUGAACAGCCUCUGUCCAACCACUGUGGUGCCAUGGCAAUGGAGAAGGGAUACAAGUGGAGUGAUCAGGAUUGUCUGUUCCAGCUCGCCUUUCUUUGUGAAGAAUAAUCAUGCAAUGCAAUGUACAAUAUACUGUGGCAAGAAAAAGUAGGUGAACCCUUUGGAAUUACCUGGAUUUCUGCAUAAAUUGGUCAUAA